CCUUUGGGGAUGGGGCAAUAUAUUAAAUCUUAUAUAUAAAUCAGUAAUAUAAAUAUAAAUUGGGCCCACACAUAUGACCACAUUGGAAUGAAAUUGUCCAGCAGAAACAACAUCUACCAAAUGAAGAACAACAAAACAAACAAGACCGAAGAGUAGUGUUCCUAGGGAUACCAGGGAGCACAGCAACAGCAUUGACGGCGGAUGAAAUGGCGCACUGGUGUAGAGCAACAGUACAUGUCCUGAGGGCACGUAAGGAAUUUGUUAAAGAACAACAGCAGCAACAGCAACAACAUCAGGGAAUGGAAAAAUCAUUAAAACCAUUAAAACAAAAAAGCGAGCAAAGGUCACGCAUCCCAGAGCAAAAAGAAACAGAGCAAAGAAGAUGAACAAAAGAAACAGUAACAACAACAACAACAAAAGAAACAACAGACAACAAGCAAAAGGAGGACAGUGAGAUGACUGAGGAGGAACAGACAGGAGAAGACGACACAGAUGCAGAUAGUAAGUCCAUAUUAUGAAGAAGAAGAUGAUGAUAAAAAAGACACAGAGGAAGAGGAAAAAGAAAAAAUGGAGGAGGAGGACCCAAGUAAACAUCAUGGUCACUGGGAAGUGUUACCCAGACGCACACCUACCCAAACAUGAAGCAGACUCCUACAAGAAAAACAAGAAGAGAAGGAGGAAAAGCCAAAGCCACCGUUGCUGCUACUACCGCUACUGCCAUCACUACAGUAGCUACACCAAUGGCGGGGGCGGGGGCAGCAGCAGCAGCACAACCAUCACCACCUCAACCACUAGCACCUCCACCAUCAUCGCCACCGCCACAACUACCACCAUGGACAAAACCACUUCCUCCACCGCUGCCACAACCACAGCCACCACCACGAUCACAGCCAAAACCACCACCAUUACUACCCAGAAAGUGAACAAUCAAAAAAAAGGAAGACGCAAACCUUACAGCAGCUGGAUUGACAAAGCUACCACAUUCUAGCACAAUUAAAACAACGGCAAAAGAAGAUCCUGGGAAGCACCACCGUGAUCAAGGACAAGAAAGUGACCAUCAUUGACAUAGCAGUCCCUUCUGACAGCAGGGUCAUUGAAAAACAACAUGAGAAGGUCAAGAUAUGAAAAUCGAGCAGCUAAUAUGCACGUUGAGCGCCAUCCCAAAAACACUAGGGCAGCACUUGAAACAUCUUCAAAUUGACAAAAUUAACAUUGGCAAAUUCAGAAGGCAGCCCCACUGGGAUCUGCACAAAUACUACGUCGAUACAUUACAACUUCCCAGGCCUCUGGGUGAGGCUCGAAUUGUAAUGAAUGGCUAACAACCAACUUUAUUUGAGUGACCUCCCCUCACUUCUGACAGGUCCCGACUUCCACGCUCCCAAGCUCUCCUCACAUUAUUUAUUAACCCUGGUUUACGUGGAUGACUCUGUUCAGCUAUCACAUUCCAGGGUGGGUCUAAGGCAGCUCAUGAAACAAUUUUCUGAGUACUGCAAC
Messenger RNA from Sphaerodactylus townsendi, 1494 nucleotides. RefSeq names its product bypass of stop codon protein 1-like. The record is from RefSeq and is a predicted model, not a curated record. The coding region runs from base 515 to 988 and encodes 157 amino acids. The transcript is spliced from 2 exons. NCBI's taxonomy places the organism in Eukaryota, Metazoa, Chordata, Lepidosauria, Squamata, Sphaerodactylidae.